Didymodactylos carnosus is the source of this 188-nucleotide messenger RNA. The record is from the annotation of a GenBank genome assembly. NCBI's taxonomy places the organism in Eukaryota, Metazoa, Rotifera, Eurotatoria, Philodinida, Philodinidae.
AUGGCUGUCAUUACAUUACAAGGCAUUGUCAUGGCUGGUGAUCAAGGAGAAGGAAAUGGUCUUACACAAUUGUCAUAUCCCGGGGGAGUCGUUGUCGAUCAAUUGCGCACUGUCUUUGUGGCUGAUCGGGGGAAUCAUCGAAUAAUGCGUUGGCCCAAAGAAGCCACAAAGGGAAGUGUCAUUGUUGG